Molecule: messenger RNA, 2163 nt
Organism: Vitis vinifera (wine grape)
Lineage: Eukaryota; Viridiplantae; Streptophyta; Magnoliopsida; Vitales; Vitaceae
Product: methyl-CpG-binding domain-containing protein 13-like
Exons: 4
Coding region: 729-1835 (368 amino acids)
Molecular function (GO): DNA binding
Source: RefSeq, a predicted model, not a curated record
AGGGAAAAGAAUGACCAAUGCUUCAUAAAAUUUGAAGAUGCUUUAACCACUCUUCAAAUCUUAUGACAAAGGCUUGAUCCAAAUGGCAAGCCAUUGGAAUGGGAAUGGGGGAGUUCCAGGUUUGGUUCUGUAAUAUCCAAGAAAAGAGAAAAAGAAAAGACAAAGCAACAAAGGAAAAAGAAAAGAAAAGAAAAAAAAAAACAAUUACCCAUCAGAAAAAUUGAGGAUGCUCCAGUCUUUUGAAACCUGGCUCAGUGGACAAGAGUUUUGGGGGAGCCCAAAAAGAACAAAAAGGAAAAAUGAAAAAAAAAAAAAAAGGCAUAUCAAAACAAGAAAUGGAACAUGCUUUAAUUGAAUUUCAGUUCCUGACAUAAUACUUCCCUAGAAAUUCUUAUUUAACUGCAUUCUUAUUGCGGCAUUAUGAUGAUCCUCCAACCAUGUGCAUAUUUAACUCAAACAAAAAUGUGCUGCUAUUGCAUAACUGGAAAGUGCAUACAUUGCACAACCAAACAGAAGAAACUAGGUAUAGGUGUGCACACUGCAAGGAAUGUUUGCUCCAGACAGAUUCAUGGUGUUCUUUUAUUACAUUCAUAGUUAUGAACUUUGUGUGACUACGUUUUCUUAAUCAGUUACUUAGCUCUGAUCUUUCAAGUUGUAUCUAGGUUGUAAUUGAAAGGUCUACAGCGGAUGGGUUACCAGCAGGGUGGAUAAAGGAAAUCAAAAUUAGAAUGAAUGAAAAUGGAAUCCGAAGAGACCCGUAUUAUACGGAUCCUGUGAGUGGGUAUGUUUUCCGAUCCAGAAAAGAUGUCUUUCGCUAUCUAAAAACUGGAGAGAUUAGUAGGCAUGCAUUCAAACCAAAGAAUAAGUGCAUCAAUGUUCCGGAAUUGCCAAAUGAUGAGAUCUCUCCACCACCUGGAGCUAAAAGGCAGAAAUUAAUGCACCAGAAAACCAGGCGACGCCUUUUCUCAGCAACUGCUUCUGCAGAUACAGGAAGUUCUGAAAUGAGCAACUUAUCCUUGCCAGAAAAUCAGGGCUCAAGGCAAACCAAGCAGCUAUUUUCUAAACCUAAGUUUGCUUUGGAGCCCUCAACUGAAACUCUCCAAGAGAAGCUUCUGGUGGAGAAUGAAAAAUAUGCUGAAUCUAAGAAAAGCUCUGGUAGGAGGAAUUCAGAUCUGCAAAAGGACAAAGGUUCCAAGAGAAAAUCAAAAAACAAAGACUGUAACUUGCCUUGCCGUUCAUCAAAACGGCUUGCUGGGCUCAAACCCGACCUGGUAGGCAACUCAGGAUCCAGCGAACAGGCUCUUGCAGUUGCAGAUAAGAUCUCUGGUAAAAGUGAAGUAAUUCCAGCUCUAGGUGUGAUAAUGGGCAGUUUGGACAAUACGGCAUGUUGUCAACUUGAGGUUGUCCUAGAAGCAGAGCCUGGACAUCAUGCUUCCAGAGCCAUAGAAGCUCCAUCAGAUGUAGAGCAAUCAAAGAAAGACAAUAGGCAUCUUGAAGAUGAAGCUGUUCAAGAAGAGGAAGCUGGGAAACUGGAGACAGGGAAAAAGACUGGUGAUGAGCCGGAGCUGCCACCAAUGGACUUCCCUUUUAUGGAUGUCUGGUCAGAUCCAUGCCUAGAAGUUGCGUUCAAAACUCUUACGGGUGCUAUACCCAUAGAAGAUAAUCUGGAAAUUGAGGGUUACUUUCAGCAACAAAUUGACUCUUCUCACACCCAGAACAGUAGCCUGACACUGCCAGAUUUUGGUUUACCAAGUUCCCAGUUUGAUGCACAAGAAAAAUCUGUACCCAGACAGCACUUUGCUUCAAAACCAUCAGUUUUGCCCAAGGAAAUGUAAGCUUGCCCGGUUGCAGUGGAAUCAGUCAUGGACAAUGUAGCCUGGAGGGGAACAAGGAAUAUCCUACCAGGGUAAACUAGUUGGGGGGAGGAGGCUUAGCUUUUCCACUAGAAGCAAUGCUAACCAUAUAACUUUUUGAGCCAAAUAUCAACUUUUAGAUGAAACACUGCUUGCUAUAAACGCUCAGUAUCUUAGGUUUCUUUCUGUUUUGUGUCAAGAUGACAUGGUAGAACAGUGCCUCUAUACUUUUUGGCCACUUUUUUGAUUUGUACAAAAGAAAAAUGGCAAUUAAUGCUAUCUGACUCUGAAAUCUGUUCAUAGAAUUCAA